Perkinsus marinus ATCC 50983 is the source of this 1570-nucleotide messenger RNA. RefSeq lists its product as hypothetical. NCBI's taxonomy places the organism in Eukaryota, Perkinsozoa, Perkinsida, Perkinsidae. The transcript has 13 exons. The record is from RefSeq and is a predicted model, not a curated record. Bases 1 to 1539 code for a protein of 512 amino acids. Gene Ontology annotation, cellular component: COP9 signalosome.
AUGCAGACGGCAGGCGAGGAUCUCUUGAAGCCCCCAUCUGAGGGCUUCUGGACUUCUCUGAAGGACCGUUCCAUCUUCUCCCCACAUGCGGCGGCUGUUCGAUUAUGGCAUGUGGCAGAGGGUAUCGAGAAAUCGGGAAUCAGCAAGGUCCCUGAUGCUGUGAAGGCUAGGGCAUACAGGUCUCUGGUGAGCCUCCUUCGUCAUUACUCCCGAGAUGGGCAUGGAUACCUCAAAGCCGUGAAGCAAUACAACCAGCUGGCUCCAAGUGUGGGAGGACAAGCUCUUAAGGCUGAUGAGGGUUGGGCUCGACACGUCAUACAGUCCAACGACGAGAUCAUGGGGCAACUGGAACAGGAGCUGCGGCACAGCACGGUAGGGCAAGUCAAAGAGAGCUGCCGCCUGGCGAUGGAAAGGAUAAUUCGGCAAGCGGCGAAUGCCCAUGAUUUCCCUCUGGCAUUGCAAUGGUAUACAUGUGGGCAGGGAAGUGGCAGGCAGGGACUCCAGGGAGUCUCCUAUAGGGACCGAUGCUCGACCCCGAGCCAGUACGCCGAGAUGUACAUCAACAUGUGCGAACUAGCUGUGCUUGUCGGGAAAGCUAGUGAUGUACAUCUCUUUGCGGCUAAGGUGUCGCAGAUACUAUCAGAUACGCCAACAGUACCGAAUGCCGCCUCGAUAAAAGCUGCUGUGAGCUGCCUCCAAGGCUUCUGCAGUGCCUCUAAUGGGGCCUACUCGACCGCAGCUACUACCCUCACUAAGGUUAACAUGCAGGACGUCCCUCCUGCGGCCUCGAGCGUCCUCUCUGGGACUUUGGGUGGACUGUUCAGUAUUGGUACUGCAUGCGGUACUGCCGUGCUGUGUCGGAUCGCCAGUGCAAACAGUCGAGCACAGUUGAAGGAAGGGAUAGCAUGUGACGCCGAUGCAGCGGUCCAAAUGAGCAACAGCACUUCGGGGCUUCUCAGAGUUCUCUGUGAGUACCCUCGCCUGCAGGAACUAGUAGACAGCGUAGUCGACUGUCGCUACGCUGAAUGCCUCACCUUGAUCGACGAGCUGGUCAACGACUUGGCGUAUGACCCGCUUAUCGGGCACCGGGCUCAUGCGAUUGGACGGUGUGCUCGUAUGAGGUGCCUCAUCACUCACUGCAACGCCUUCAGAGAAGUCCCUCUGCUACGUAUAGCGCAUGAUCUUGGGUAUUCCAGUGUUGAGGCUCUGGAACCGGACCUCGAGGCUGCGAUACAAGGCAGAAUACUUCUACCCGGCGGAGGGGAGGAGAAGCUCUUCGCACGCGUUGAGGGACGCAUAGAUCUUCAAGCUGGUGUCCUGCGGGCGGUCGAAGUAGACUCCCGAGAGAGGAUGCAGGAAAUGGUGGAGGUGGUCUGUGGCCCCACAGGUUUUGCAGCUAACAUACAGAAAGUCGUUUUAGAGUUCAACUUACGACAAGCAGCUGCUAAACGAUGCACCUCUGACAAGCCCAUAGAGGAUGAUCGCACAAGAGCCCUCCGACUGAGGCUAGGAGUGGUGAUGGAGAGCCGACUGAUGUGACGAUGAGUGAGGACGCUGACACGCCUCUAGU